AUAAAGCAGCUACAAGGCAGAGAAAUUGAGGCUCUGGUUAGGAAAAAGAAGGAAGCAUGAAUAAUGUAUAGGCAGCUGGGAUCAAGUGUAUGUCUGGAGGAAUAUGGAGGAUUGAGGAGCCUACCUAAGAAGAAUGUCAGGAGGGCAAAAGGGGGUGCAUGAGAUAGCUCUGGUAGAUAAGAUUUAGAAGAAUCCACAGAGAUUUUUUGUAUAUUAAGGGAACAAAGGUAAUGAGAGAGAAUAUGACUCCUCUGAAACCAAAGUGGUUGCCUAUAUGGGGAGCUGCAAGAAAUGGGCAAUUAAUAUUUAUCCUCUUUUUGCACCACGUAGAAAGGCAUGAAGACCAAGGCACUUGGUAAAGUUAAUGGAGAUGCCUCGAGGAAGUCUGUCAAGGAGGUGCUGGAUAUCCUAAGACUAUGAAGAUAACUAAUUCUCCCAGGUCAGACCAGAUAUAUCCAAGGAGACUGGGAAGCGAGAGAAGAAAUUGCAGGUGCCCUGGUUGAGAUCUAUGAAUCAUCAUUCGACAUGGGUGAGGUGCCGGUUGACUGGAGGGUGGCUAAUAUAGUGCUUCUAUUUAAGAAAAGCUGCAAAAUGAAAUGUUGAAGACUAUAGACCAGUAGGCCUAACAUCUGUGGUAAGCAAGUUACUGGAGGGAAUACUGAGGGACAAGUACAAGAAGGGGAAGGAUGGGGGCUAAUUAGGAAUACUCAGCAUUGUUUAGUUUGUUGGAGAUCGUGUCUCACAAUUUGAGUAUUUUGAAGAUGUAACCAAGCAGGUUGUUGAGGGCAGGGCCAUAUACAUUGUCUAUAAAGCCUUUGAUAAGGUUUGGAAUUUUGUGAGAGUUAGCUAACUGGAUGCAGAAUUGACUUUGUGGUAUGAAGUAGAGGGUGGUGGUGGAAGCUUGUUUUUCAGACUGAUAGUCUCGGACUAGUGGAGUGCCUCAUAGGUCAGUAUUGGCCCAUUAGUGUUUGUCAACUAUAUAAACAAUUUUGAUGAGAAAUUACAAGACAUGAUUAGUAUUUUGCUGAUGGCACUAAAUAUAGGGGUAUUGUAUAUCGUGAAGAUGAUUUACAUGAAUUACAAAGGGACCUUGAUCAGCUGGGCAAGUGAGCUGAGGGCUGGCAAAUGGAAUAUAAUUCAGAUAAGUGUGAGAUGUUGCAUUUUGCAAAGUUGAACCAGGGCAGAACCUUCACAGCGAACAGUAGGGUCCUGGGGAAUGUCGUAGAGCAGAGCGAUCUAGGAGUACAAGCUUCCUGAAAGUGGCAAUGCAGGUAGAUAGGGUGGUGAAGAAGGCUUUUGGCACGCUGGCCUUCAUUAGUCAGGUGACCGAGUAAGAAAUCGGGACAUUAUGUUACAGUUGUACAAGAUGUUGUUGGUGAGGCUGCACUUGGAGUAUUGUGUUCAGUUAUGGUUACCCUGCUAUUGGAAAGAUGCCAAUAAACUGGAAAGAGUGUAGAGAAUAUUUAUAAGAAUGUUGCCAGGUCUCGAGGGACCAGGGAGAAAUUGGCCAAGCUAGGACUUUAUUCUUAUUAACACAGGAGGUUGAAAGGUGAUUUUAUAAAGCUAUAUAAAAUCGAGAUGGAUAGGGUGAAUGAAUGCACAGUCUUUUCCCAGGGUAAGCGGUUUAAGAUGAGAAGGGAAAGAUUUAAUAGGAACCCGAGGGGGAACCUUUUCACACAGAGGGUGGUGGGUAUAGAGUGGGUUGCCUGUUAAUAAUUUGCUGAAUGUUGACCAUGAUGAUGGAAUGGUCUGAAUAAAUGACUUGGAAAUUGUGGGCAACAGUGUGCAAAACAUAAAAAAUAUUAUUAAUAGGAUAGUAGGUAUAUGGAGCGAGCUGCCAAAGGUGGUAGUUGAGACAGGUACAAUGAAAGCAUUAAGAGUCACUUGGACAGGUGCAUGGGUAGGGAAGUUUUAGAGGAAUAUGGACGAAAUGCAGACGAAUGGGACAAGCGUAGAUGGGACACCUUGGUUCGCAUGGACAAGUUGGGCUGAAUAAUAGGUUUGUGUGCUGUAUGAGUAUUACAUUUUGUAAUUUUGUUUUUUUUGGGGGGGGGGGGGGAUUUCUGAGAACAAGAUAUAACCAUCAAAACCAUCAAAGCUGAUAAUCCAGCAAAUGAAAGAGGCUAGCUCCCAGGCAGCAAGACAUGUUCAUCAUUAAGACUUUUGUAUGACAAUCCAGUCCAGGAGGAUCCACUCCGCUGUACUAGAGACAAAUCCGGUCCGAUCCAAAGCCCUGUACUCCAGGUCCUGUGUUGCCUGCUGUCUGCCAGUCGCUCAGUCUCACUGCAGGGAGGAGUGAGUGAAUGGGUGGGUGGAUGGUUGGAUUGCAGCACAUCAUCGUUUCCCGGCACUACGGGGCUGUGCGCCGACUGAGAGCCGUUAUUCAGCCGUGAAGAGGCAGAAGCCGGUGGAUGCAGCAAGACCUUCGGUUGCACCGUGCAGUUGAUGUGGACUGAUCACCACGAGCAGCGGCCGUGUGUGGUAGGUUUGAACUGGUAAACAAGGAGACAAGCACAUUCUGUAUUUUUUCUUUGCUGGUGUGCUGAUGGGAAUAAUGAGAUAACUUCCCCGUUUAACCGAAGGCCAUUGUGCAACUACAGCCGUGUACAACACACCACCAACAGUAGCCAUGAGCUCGGAGGAGAAAAACAUGUCACCGGCUCACAAGGUAUCAACUCCCACUCACAGGAGUGCCUCGUUGUCAUCUUCCUCUCUUCGAGAGAGCAGACCGGAUGGUGACAAUUGGGAAAUCAUUGAAGGAUUAAAAAUUGGACAGACGAAUGUCCAGAAACCAGACAAACACGAGGGGUUCAUGUUGAAAAGAAGAAAAUGGCCCUUAAAAGGAUGGCAUAAGCGCUUCUUUGUCCUUGAAAAUGGAAUGUUAAAAUACUCCAAGACACCAAUUGAUAUUCAGAAAGGCAAACUUCAUGGAAGUAUUGAUGUUGGGUUGUCCGUCAUGUCGAUCAAAAAGAAGACACAAAGGAUUGACCUUGACACAGAAGAACAUAUAUAUCAUCUAAAGGUAAAAUCUCAGGAAGUGUUUGACGCUUGGGUUACAAAACUGCGGCAUCAUCGACUGUACCGUCAGAAUGAAAUAGUGAGAUCGCCCAGAGACGCCAAUUUUCAAGUGUUCCCUCCAUUACCAAAACCUGACCUAUCGCCAGCUCUAAACGCUGCUGUACUAGACGUAAAGACCCAGCAGAACAGUUUUGCACGUAAGCCCUCCAUUCCGUGCAGUACAAGUCUACCUACUUCCUACAGCAACAGUCAAACCAAAGUCGCAGUUUGGUUGCUGGAAUCUGAAGAGAUGAAUAAGUGUGCAAAAGAUCUUGCACAUUGCCAGUCAAGUCUGGUCGAACUCGGUACACUAUUACAAAAUCUAGAAAUUCUGCAAAGGACCCAGUCCGCUCCAAAUUUCACUGAUAUGCAGGCAAAUUGCAUAGAUAUUGCAAAGAAAGACAAGCGUGUCACCAGAAGAUGGAGAACAAAAAGUGUCAGCAAAGAUGGAAAAUUGCAGCUUCAGGUUCCCUCCAGUGCUACCGUGUCUCCGCUUCGUUUACACUCUUCCAAUCCUAAUCUAUCUGCUGACGUUGGAGAAUAUCCCAUACCACCAAGUCCACUGGCAGAGUUCCCCGACUCCUCCGCGGAUUACACUAAACUUCAAGAAGAGUUUUGUCUUAUUGCGCAGAAAGUGCAAUGUCUUUUAAAGUCUGCCUUCAACACGGUAGCAAUAGAAAAGGAAAAGCUGAAGCAAAUGCUCUUGGAGCAAGAGCAUUCUGGCCACAAUUCCCAAUUCUACACUCUUAGGAGAACACUCUCCCAGCCAAGCGACAAGAUUCAUGUCAGUAUCCCAUUGUCACAGCAGGACUCCAAUGGGAGCAGGCUCUCCAUGUCUGAAUCUGUGUCGGAGUUUUUUGAUGCCCAAGAAGUACUUCUAUCAGCGAGCUCUUCAGAGAAUGAGGGAUCUGAUGAUGAAUCUUACGUUAGUGAUGUCAGUGACACUAUUUCUGAAGAUAAUGCCAGUGUCGCAGAGAAUGCUUAUCGGCGAUUUUCCGAUGGUGAACUCUUGGGUGGCGCAUUUCGAAAUGGCAGACGCACAUGUCUUCCAGCCCCAUCGCCUGACACAAGCAGUAUCAAUCUGUGGAACAUCCUGAGGAAUAACAUCGGUAAAGACCUGUCCAAGGUCUCCAUGCCUGUUGAGCUGAACGAGCCCCUCAAUACUCUACAGCAUCUGUGCGAGGAAUUGGAAUACUCUGAAUUGUUAGAUAAGGCCGCUGAAACUGAUGAUCCGUAUGACCGAAUGGUGAUGAUUGCAGCAUUUGCAGUUUCAGGAUAUGCAACAACAUAUUACAGAGCCACAUUUAAGCCCUUUAACCCAGUCCUUGGAGAGACAUAUGAAUGUAUUCGAGAAGAUAAAGGAUUCAGGUUCUUUGCAGAGCAGGUCAGCCACCAUCCACCCAUCUCUGCCUGUCAUUGUGAAUCAAAGAAAUUUGUGUUUUGGCAAGAUGUCAGAUGGAAGAAUAAAUUUUGGGGCAAAUCCAUGGAAAUACUCCCAGUGGGAAGAGUGAAUGUCAUGCUACCCAAAUAUGGAGAUCAGUUUGAAUGGAAUAAAGUUACCACCUGCAUACAUAACAUUCUUAGCGGUCAACGAUGGAUAGAGCACUAUGGAGAAAUUACCAUUAGGAACACAAAAAACAACUCAUGCAUUUGUAAACUGAGCUUCGUUAAGGGAAAUUACUGGAGUUCAAAUGUAAACGAGGUCCAAGGAUUUGUGAUGGAUCAGGAGGGGAAAGUGGUGCGGCGGAUGUUUGGCAAGUGGCAUGAAGGCCUGUACUGUGGCGUUCCACCUUCUGCCAAAUGCAUAUGGAGACCUGGCUCCAUGCCAACAAACAGUGACAUAUAUUAUGGUUUUACAAGAUUUGCCAUCGAGCUGAAUGAAUUGGAUCCAGUAAUGAAGGAGUUCCUCCCGCCUACUGACGUGAGAUUUAGACUAGAUCAGAGAUACUUAGAAGAAGGAAAUGUCCAAGCCGCUGCUUCUGAGAAGCGCAGAAUAGAAGAACUGCAAAGAGUGCGGAGAAGAUUAAUAGAGGAAAACAAUACCAUUUAUCAGCCUCGCUUUUUUAAGAAAGUUUCUGAAAGUAAUCAAAGAGAAUCCUGGAUGAGCAUUGGAAACUACUGGGAACUGCGAAAGGAGCCAGGGUUUAGUAAAUUAGAAAGCUUAACACUCUGGUAAUUUGAAGAAGUAAAAAUAACAUUCUUCACAAGAAAACAAUAACUAUGCAUAAGUUAUUAUUGCUAUUUUAAUUCCUACUGCGUUCCUGUGGUUUAGCUGGUCAUACGCUGAGGUGCGCCUAUUUAAUAACGGGCAUAAUUAUAAAUAGGUCAUGACCCAAACACUGCUGGUUCAAAAUAUUGUUUUCCACUAAAGCUGUGAAUUUUUGGUAAACCAAAAGUUUAAUUUAAAGUGAAUGCACAAGAAUAGGGAUGGCUGUUUGACAGUCAUAUAUUUAUUAAAAUAAUAUAAUCUUAAUGAAACAUUAAUAAUUAUCAUGGCUUUUUGCAAGUGGUUUCAUUGUUCAUUUUCAUGCCUUAAGAACAGUGAACAUAUUUUUUGUUCUGAAGAUCUACUGAAACUCAACUCAUUUUCAAAUUGAAUAAUUUAUCAUAUCAAAGGUUUAUGCCUGGAGUACAAAAACAUACACUAGUGUGUUUAAACCUAAUGAUUAAGUAUGUCACAUUCGGCCUUUGCAGCUUUUCAGGCAACCUUUAUUUUCAAUUGGUUUUCCAUUUGUGUCAACUUUUUAAAAAGUUACCUUACAAUAUUUUUUUCAAUAUUUAAUCACUGAUUAAUGUGUUCAUAAAGUCCGGCUAUCUAUUAACAUCAGUCUUGAAAGUGCAAAUAAGAAGCUUUGUUCACAAGUAAUGCAUACAAGUACAUGAAGUAUAUGGAGUUUCCUGUCAGCAGACAUUUGUUAGCUUAUUUAGUCUGCUGGGUGUAAGCAAUGGUACUGUGCAAUAAAAACCUGCUAUUGAAUGCCGUGUUAAUGGAGAUAUUAAUUUAAAUGGAAGUUAUGCAUAGAAACAAAUCCACAGUAGCAGUAAGUGGAGUAGGACAAGAGUUUGAUGAUCAGCCAUGAUCAUAUUGAAUGGCGGUCGGUGCAGGCUCGAAGGGCCGAAUGGCCUACUCCUGCACCUAUUUUCUAUGUUUCUAUGUUCCUGAGCAAGGCUUUCCACACAGGCUCAGUGCCUGUAUUUUCCAUCCUCCUAAAUGCACCAUUUGCAGUUCACAAAGCCUCGAGUGGUGUAAUGGGGGUGACGAGAGCAAGCCAGAAUACUACUCACUCAGAAAUCUCCUCUGAAUGUCCCUUGAAGGCCAGUAAACACCUCCCCCCCCCCCCCCCCCCUUUAUAAAAAAAAAAGUAAAAUCAACUAAAGCACUCUAAAAAUAUAAUUUACCUUUUUUUGUCCCCCCCC
Messenger RNA from Leucoraja erinaceus (little skate), 6474 nucleotides. It is a transcript of the gene osbpl6, whose product is annotated as oxysterol binding protein-like 6. Gene Ontology annotation, molecular function: cholesterol binding. Lineage: Eukaryota; Metazoa; Chordata; Chondrichthyes; Rajiformes; Rajidae. The record is from RefSeq and is a predicted model, not a curated record. The coding region runs from base 2630 to 5233 and encodes 867 amino acids. The transcript has 22 exons. Gene Ontology annotation, cellular component: cytosol; perinuclear endoplasmic reticulum; intracellular membrane-bounded organelle.